CCCAGCAAUAAAAAAUUAUACGCCCUUCCCCUAACCCUUUUCAAUUUAAAUCAAAAAAUCGAUCAAACAAAUGUCUGAACGAUCGCGAAGAAAAAGAAAACCGAGAAACACUCCUGUUAGUAAUGUCCACUAUGUCGGCUACGUCGAAGACGAAGAAUCAGUUGAAGCUAUUAUGAAAAAGUUCGAAGAACUGGAACGGAUUCAAAACGAAAUCGCCAGUUCGCCAGCACCUGCAACUCCUACUGAAGACAACAAAGAAAACUUGGGUGGAGGAGAAGAAGAAAUAGAAGAAGAAACCAAUGGCACUUAUAGCAACAAAUCGCCAGCACCAAUAGGAGCACCGGGACAACAACCACUGACCGAAGAACAAUUACAAGAAGUGUUCAAACGAACAUCGGCAUUCACUGUCAGAAGUGCAUUGAUGGAAACUCAUGACGAAGAUCUAGAUGCCAUGGAGUUGUGGCAGGUCGAGUUUCAUGAAAACAACACGGACGAACUAUUUGAAGAAGAUGAUUAUGUUCAUGUGGAUGACGACUUUUGGGACCGAGAGUUUGGAGAAGUACCAAAGCCCAAACGAGGAAGACGUGGAGCAGGAUCGACACCACGCGCAUCCUCUUCUGGCGGUGGUCGCCGAAGUGGCACAGAUCGUGAAAGCAUCAUUGCAAGAUACAAGAUUAUGCAGGUUCAGGUGCAAGAUCGAAAUGGCAAUUACUUUAUGGUCAAAAAGAGAGUCAGCACGAUCGAUCCAAGUUUACCAACAUACGUCAAAAUUCCUGGAAAGCCGAUACCACGAUCAUGGGCACACAGUAUAUUAAGGUAUACCGAUAAGGAGCCAGAGCAUGUUGCUUCAAGCUAUCAUGAAGUGGAAGAUAUUCUGUCACUAGAUCUCAAAGAGUUUGGCACAUCGUAUAAUUGCGUAUACAUGGACCCUCCAUUACUGCUGCCUGGCGAAGAACCAAAACCGGGUAAAAUACACAUUGACGAGUUGGCACGAUUAAAUGUCCCAGAAAUUGUACCCUUGGGCUUCCUUUUUGUAUGGAUCGAAAAGGAAUGGUUACAACGGAUCGUGAUGAUUGCAGAAAGCUGGGGAUUCAAAUACGUCGAGAACUUUUGCUGGAUCAAGAAGAAUAUCAACAACCAGAUACACAAAGGCGAAUACCGUUACUUUAACAAAAGCAAACUCAGUUUGUUGAUUUUCAGAAAGGAGGGAGAUAUUGAAUUACGGCAUCAGCGAAAUCCUGACUGUGUAUUCGACUUUAUAAAGCCAAUGUUACCAGGCGAGAUAACUGAAUCCAAGCCGGCAUUCAUGUACGACGUCAUUGAGACAAUGCUGCCAACAGCAGUAUACCACCCCGAGAAGAAUCCAGAGGCCAAAGGACUAUUGGAGCUAUGGGCCAAGAAAGGAACAAGACGAAAUGGCUGGACGACAGUCCUGGAAAAGCACUAAAGAAAAGGACAGGACAGCAAAAAAAGAAUAAAAAAAAACAAUGUAAAAAAAGCAGUUAACCUUGGUUUUUGCUACAUAUCUUUAGUGUUUGUGCACGUAUAAAUGUGGUAAGUUGUGCACGCAGUAAUAUGUCCAAUGCACGGUCCGAACGCCUCGUUUUGGGAUUGGUUAUUACGCUAAGCCUUGGCAGUAAAUACCCUGUUUUCUCUUUCCUGCUUCAAGACUAAAAGAAAAAGAUCGACUUGAGAGAAAUAUAAACGAAGCGGGGUGGGAUUAUAAAGUGGUACUUGAU
Zychaea mexicana is the source of this 1739-nucleotide messenger RNA. RefSeq lists its product as uncharacterized. The coding region runs from base 71 to 1447 and encodes 458 amino acids. Gene Ontology annotation, cellular component: RNA N6-methyladenosine methyltransferase complex. The record is from RefSeq and is a predicted model, not a curated record. The transcript is spliced from 10 exons. Lineage: Eukaryota; Fungi; Mucoromycota; Mucoromycetes; Mucorales; Lichtheimiaceae.